GACUAUGCCGCCGAUACGGCAGGAAUGAUAAAGAGUUUCGGUCUACCCCAACAAUUGUCUCUCGUACUACAUACUUCUCAACGAAAUUAGAGUUCCAUCACCCCAACGUUUCAAGUAUACGUGAAGCACACCGCAUAUCAGGCCAAUUGACACCCACUUGACGUACACACACUUGUGCUGAAAGCCACGAGCACAAUGGCGCCACCAUCAGCCAUAGAGGUCUCAGCGGUCUCAGACACAACCGGUGUCACUCUACCAAAUCCUCUCACUGCUCCUGUGCAGAACAACGAUCUGUACGGACGACGAAAGAAGACGGACAGAGCUCAAUGGGGCACCGCAGCUCCAGCAAAUACAGCAAACUUCAGACUGCGAUCACACGACCACAAGCCCAAAGCAAAAUCCUGGCAGCACUAUUUCAGCCAUGAAGCGCGGAUGAGGAAGGGUAAUUCGCUCAAGGAAGCUGCGAAGUAUUUAAGCACACCAGGUAUUAUAUCUCUUGGAGGUGGGCUACCGUCAAGUGAAUACUUCCCCUUCGAAGAGCUGUCGAUCAAGGUCCCUACAGUGGGAAAGUUUUCUGAGGCCGAGACAAAGACCUCAGGCGUCAUCAUCAAAUCAGGCAAGCAUGACCUUGCGGAAAACAAAUCCACUUUCGACAUUGCAACCGCCUUCAACUAUGGCCAAGGUGCUGGAGCUGCACAGAUGUUGCGUUGGGUGACCGAGCACACUGAGAUGGUACACGACCCGCCUUACGAGGACUGGCGAUGCACGAUGAGCAUCGGAAGCACAUCUGGGCUCGAAAUGGCUCUGAGACUACUUACACGACCUGGUGACGUGAUGCUUUCUGAGGAGUACACGUUUUCAGCGGCUGUAGAAACAGCACGUCCAAUGGGUGUUCGCGUUUGCGGUAUUCCGGUCGAUGCCGAAGGUCUACUUCCCGAGGCUAUGGACGAUAUUCUUUCAAGCUGGGAUGUCAGCACUCGAGGCUGCCGCAAACCCCAUCUCCUCUACACCGUUCCUACAGGCCAGAACCCCACAGGUGCCACGCAGAGCACUGAGCGUCGACGAGCACUGUACAAGGUGUGCCAGAAGCAUGACGUCUACAUCAUUGAAGAUGAGCCAUACUAUUUCCUCCAAAUGCAACCGUACACCGGUCCUAACGCCCCAGUCGCCCCACCGCCCAAAUCCCAUGCCGAGUUCCUGGAAACCCUCGUACCCAGUCUCCUCUCCAUGGAUACCGACGGUCGCGUCAUGCGUCUCGACUCGUUUUCCAAAGUGAUCGCGCCCGGGUCCCGCAUCGGGUGGGUCACCGCGUCUGCCGAAGUCAUCGAAAAGUACCAGAAGCACGCGGACCUGUCGACGCAGAAUCCGUCGGGCAUAUCGCAGCUUGUGCUCUUCAAGCUGCUGGAUGAGCACUGGGGCCACCCCGGCUACCUCGACUGGCUGAUCUACAUCCGCAUGGAGUACACCAAGCGCCGCGACGCUAUCCUUGCGUCCUGCGCCAAACACCUCCCCCGCGAGGUCAUGAGCUGGAAUCCGCCCAUGGCCGGUAUGUUCCAUUGGAUGCAGGUUGACUUCAGGAAGCACCCAGAUUAUCCGGCGAAGACCAUUGAGACGAUCGAGGAGGAGAUUUUCCUUAAGGUCAUUGAUCACGGAGCGUUGGUCAUGCGCGGAAGUUGGUUCUAUGCGGAUACUGAAGAGAGCCAUGAUACACUGUUCUUCAGGGCGACAUAUGCAGCGGCGCCGGCGGAGAAGAUCGAUGAGGGCAUUAGGAGAUUGGGCGAAGCUGUGAGGGAGGAGUUCAAGCUGGGCAAGGCCAACGGUCACUGAGCGGGAAGUGUUUAUAGUGAACGUAGUUUGGUUCAGUUGUAGCAAUCGGCAUUAGAUAGCGUGCAUUGAGAAA
Molecule: messenger RNA, 1900 nt
Organism: Boeremia exigua
Lineage: Eukaryota; Fungi; Ascomycota; Dothideomycetes; Pleosporales; Didymellaceae
Product: aromatic amino acid aminotransferase 1
Exons: 2
Coding region: 196-1827 (543 amino acids)
Biological process (GO): aromatic amino acid catabolic process; L-tyrosine biosynthetic process
Molecular function (GO): pyridoxal phosphate binding; L-2-aminoadipate:2-oxoglutarate transaminase activity; aromatic-amino-acid:2-oxoglutarate transaminase activity
Source: RefSeq, a predicted model, not a curated record